AUUAAUUUAAAGUAUGGUAUAAAAGGAGAUAGACUUGAAACUUCCCGUGAAACUUGCACAGCUUGUGCAGGUUCGAUAAUCUUAGAAAUGGCAGCUCUUUCACGAUUAACAGGAGAACCAAUUUUCGAAGAAAAAGCCCAUCGGGCGAUGGAUGAAUUAUGGAAGAUGCGACAUAGAAGCUCCGAUUUAAUGGGAACAGUUCUAAACGUACACUCAGGUGAUUGGAUUCGAAGGGAUUCAGGCGUUGGGGCCGGAAUCGACUCAUACUACGAGUACUGUUUGAAAGCUUACAUUUUACUCGGCGAUGAUCGUUAUUUAAACCGUUUCAAUCGCCAUUAUAACGCCGUUAUGAAAUACAUUUCUCAAGGUCCAAUGUUAUUAGACGUACACAUGCAUCGACCACAUACGAAUUCAAGAAAUUACAUGGAUGCCUUAUUAGCAUUUUGGCCCGGAUUGCAAGUUUUAAAGGGCGACAUAAAACCGGCGGUUGAAACCCACGAGAUGUUAUACCAAGUGAUGCAGCGGCAUAAAUUUAUUCCGGAAGCGUUUACGACUGAUUUUCAAGUACACUGGGGUAAUCAUCCGUUAAGACCCGAAUUUUUAGAGUCAACAUACUUUUUGUACACAGCAACAAACGAUCCUUAUUACCUCGAAGUUGGUCGAAACGUUUUAAAAAGUUUACAAAAAUACGCUCGAGUUCCUUGUGGUUACGCCGCUGUGAACGAUGUUCGUACAGGAAGGCAGGAAGAUCGUAUGGAUUCGUUUGUAUUGGCCGAAACGUUAAAAUAUCUAUAUUUGUUAUUCGCCGAUCGGGAGGAUUUAAUUUUGAAUUUGGACGAGUUUAUUUUUACGACUGAGGGGCACUUGUUACCGUUGAGUUUAUCUAGUUAUAAAAAUAAUACUCUAAUCGAAGAGGAAACUGAAGAUUAUUAUUACGAAUACGCUAGAAUAUGCCCGAAUUCUUUGACGUUAUUCCCCGAAUCGGUGAGGAAACCUUUAAGGAAUAUGGUCGAUGGGAUGUGUCCUAGAAGAAUUGGGAAACGAAGACUUACGGCUGCCGAAUUUAGUGCUUCUAAUAUGAAUCAUUUGAAGGUGAUUAAAGAUAUGGGGAUUAGUAUUAUUGCGUUAAAUGAUGGAAGGGUGCAGUUAUUACAUACUUUUUCAGCGGUAAGUUAAAUCACAAUUUUUUUUUAUUAAAAACUUAAAAAAUAAC
Messenger RNA from Onthophagus taurus, 1213 nucleotides. The record is from RefSeq and is a predicted model, not a curated record. Lineage: Eukaryota; Metazoa; Arthropoda; Insecta; Coleoptera; Scarabaeidae.